This is a messenger RNA of Micropterus dolomieu (smallmouth bass), 2442 nucleotides long. RefSeq names its product tetraspanin 31 (gene tspan31). The record is from RefSeq and is a predicted model, not a curated record. The transcript is spliced from 6 exons. Gene Ontology annotation, cellular component: membrane. Bases 137 to 775 code for a protein of 212 amino acids. NCBI's taxonomy places the organism in Eukaryota, Metazoa, Chordata, Actinopteri, Centrarchiformes, Centrarchidae.
ACACCCUGUCGUCAUCGAGUGAAAACACUGCGUCCUGACCGCACGGACUGUUAGCGCUGCGGAGAGUCAGGCAACCGGGAUUUAUUCACAAGUCUUAAUCAUUGGCCGGACUCGAGCCGAUAGAGGUCUUUCGAAUAUGGUCUGUGGCGGUUUCACCUGUUCCAAAAAUGCGCUUUGUUCCCUGAAUGUGGUUUACAUGCUGGUCGGGCUGCUGCUGAUUGGAGUAGCAGCAUGGGGGAAAGGGUUCGGCUUGGUGUCGAGCAUCCACAUCAUCGGAGGGGUCAUCGCAGUGGGCGUCUUCCUGCUUCUCAUCGCCAUCGUAGGUCUCAUCGGAGCAAUGCACCACCACCAAGUCAUGCUUUUCUUUUACAUGGUCAUUCUUUUUAUCGUUUUCCUGUUCCAAUUUGGCGUUUCCUGUUCCUGCUUGGCAAUGAACCGCGAGCAGCAGGAGGCACUUCUGAACUCUGCUUGGAGAAUAUUGGAAAAUAAGACCAAGACCGACCUGGAGAGCCAGCUGAACUGCUGUGGGCUGCUCAACGUCACUGCAAGCCGACCACAGUUUGAUCAAGACUUGCAAAGCUGCCCCGCUUUAUGCAAAAAGGACGGUGCCUGUUUCACCUGCGGGGUUAUGAUGUUGAAUCACGCAACAGAGGCUCUGAAGAUCCUCGGGGGUGUCGGACUCUUCUUCAGCUUCACAGAGAUCCUGGGAGUGUGGCUUGCUGUGCGCUACAGGAACCAGAAGGAUCCACGAGCAAACCCAAGUGCUUUCCUAUAGUCUGUCCCACGUGCGCAGCCAGUGCGGCGCCGUAGAUGCAGUUUCAGACACACUGGUACACAUAGAAUCAUACAUAUCUUGAGGCAUACAACACAGAGCCACAACAACACAGAAUGGACGAGCGCACGAAGCACCUGAGAAACAAAACACACGCCUUCACCUGAGACUGAGAAGCAACAGCAACCAGUCACCUGUCCAGAAAUUCUGCCUGAGCUCCAGCUGGAAGACCUGGAUGCUUAUGUGUGAAAGGAUUACUUGUAAUACCAAGAAGUGUGACUUGUUGGUAUCACGAGCCAGCCUUGAUUUGAGCACCAGAAUUCCUGCUAGUUUCCAACUAUGUAACAAGCGAUGAGACAUCUCUGCAUGUGUCUGCACAGACAAACAGCCUCUUUGUUGAUUUCAUUCUACGCAUCAACCCCAAUGACAGUGUCCAGCGAAUAUCUUGUAUGCACCUUGAAAUCGUCCUCUUGUCUCUAAUGUAGUGCCACCACUUAACGACAAUUAUAUUCCUGUGGUCAGUGCUAUCCGUGAUGUGUACAACUGUAUACCUAAACAUAUCCAAUGUGAUGAGUUUGUUCUCAAAGUCAGCUGAGGGCAAAAGAAGGAAAAUCUUGGAUAUGUGUUGUAAAGUAGUUGUUUGGAUUGUAUGUAAAUGUUUUUUUCUUUUCUGAUGCGUCGAUGCCACAAUUGCCGGGAUUUAACAGGAUUUAGGAAGUUAGAAUAGAUCUUAGGGAAUGUAGUUGCUAGUUGUUUGGGUUCAAAUAUUUAUGAACUGUAACUGAGCCAACUAACUUUAACCAGUCUGAGAUAUUAGGAUGCCAAUGCACUGCAGCCUUGAUGUUGUACAUAAUCUUUUAGAAAUCAUUCUCGAUGGUUUUGCCAUGUAGUUGCCCCUCUAGUUGAGAGGUUUGCCUGAAUAUUUUGAGGUCUUUGAAGGCCACAAUAAUCCACCCUUCCUGUAUUUAAUGUGUUCCUUUGUGUCGCGCAGUGAUAUUGCUUAGUAUCAUUACUCUUUGUGUUAGUGGAAAAAUCAUAAAAACGUUAAAAAAAACGUGUUUGGUUUGAAAUAAUGGGUACAUGUGGCCAAAACUACUUCUCGCAAAUCCAGUUUUGUUUUUAUAGUAUUAAUUGUGAAAAUGUGCUUUUUGGUUGCAAUUCUAUUUUCUUUUUUUUUUAAGCAUUUUGAAAAAAUUAUGCUUUUGUUUUAUUAUUUUGUUGCUGUCAGCUCCCUUCAUUCAUCAGUGUUAAAUAAUUUGUAAAAACAUGUUAAAUAUUUUCAGGAUCUAUUUAAGUUAAGGUUGAUGAUGCACAUGAGGCUAAAGUUAAUGUAGUUUUGAUGGUAUAAUUUUUUUACGCCUAUCUUGAUGUUAGACACUUCUUGUUGAUAAAUCACUGCUCAUUAAUUCUCUCUUUUAAAAUGUGUUUUCCCUUUUAAUUUUAACUGAAAGGACUAACACAAACUGAAAUUACAUGUCUUACUUGAACCUGUCAACUUGGCUGAUGUGGAUUUCCUGCUGCUGAUUUGGAGUCAUCGCUGGUGUUUUUACAGAUCUUAAGCAUUAUUAUGCAUUAUAUCACACCUGACUUUGAAUUUGUGUGCACUUGUUAUUGAAAUGUAUCUUGAAUUUUUGAGAAUUAAUUUUCCAAAUAAAACCUCAAAUUGGAAA